Molecule: messenger RNA, 1675 nt
Organism: Oenanthe melanoleuca
Lineage: Eukaryota; Metazoa; Chordata; Aves; Passeriformes; Muscicapidae
Gene: EMID1
Product: EMI domain containing 1
Exons: 11
Coding region: 43-1644 (533 amino acids)
Molecular function (GO): protein binding
Source: RefSeq, a predicted model, not a curated record
CCGGUGCCGGUGGCCGGGCAGCGCCGAGCCCCGCGGAGCGGCAUGGCCGGGGGCCGGGGGUGCUGCCGCGGCCCGGCCCUGCCCGCAGCGCUGCCCGCAGCCCUGGGGCUCUGCCUGCCCCUCUGCCUGCUGCUGCCGCUGCCCGCCGCCGCCUGGAGCCCGGCCCUGCUGCCGCCCGCCGCCCGCAGCAACUGGUGCUCCUACACGGUGACACGGACGGUGUCGUGCCACGUGCAGAACGGGACCGUCCUGCAGAGGGUGUUCCAGGGCUGUCGCUGGCCCCUGGCCUGCAGCGGGGGCAGCUACCGCGCCGUGAUCCGGCCCCUGUACGGCGUCACCUACAGGACAGUGACAGCGCUGGAGUGGCGCUGCUGCCCCGGGCACGGCGGAGCCAAGUGCCAGCGAGGCGAUGCCCCGCAGGGGGGUCCCCCCGCGCUGACCCCCGUUUCCUCGGCAGAGGCUCCCACCCUCCUCACCCUGCGCCGGCCCCCCCUGCACCCCACCGCCUUCUCAGGGUGCCUGAACUGCAGCCGUGUCGGGGAGCUGGCAGCCCGGCUCGCCACCCUCGAGGCGCAGGUGGCCCGGCUGGCGGUGGCCGAGCCCCCCACCCCAGCAGCACCCAGAGGCAGCGCCCCGGGCGGGGGUCCCGAGGCCGGGCGGCUCUGGGGGUCCCCGGCCGCCCGCGGGAGCCCUGGCGAUGACGGGACAUCCGGCUGGAGGGGCCCCCCCGGCCCCAAGGGCGACGUGGGAGGACGGGGACCCUCGGGAAUUCCUGGAGUGAAGGGUCCAGUGGGGCCACCAGGUCCCCCCGGGCCCCCGGGACCGCCCGGCCGGGAUGGAGCCAGGGGGCUCCCCGGAGAGAGGGGGUCACCCGGCCCCCCCGGGCCCCCGGGGCCCCCCGCCCCUGUGGGGCCAGCGAUUCCCCGGCUGGCCGAGCCCGGGGGAGGGUUUGCACCAGCUCCGGGAGGCGCUGAAGAUUUUAGCGGAGAGGGUUUUAAUCUUGGAAACAAUGAUUGGGCUCUACGGCCAGUAGCUUCCAAACCCUCCUGCGGCAGCAGGCCCGGCUGGAGGUCCUGGCUAGAAGGGUCACCUUGCUGGAAGCCAUCAUCUGGCCAGAGCCAGAGCCCGGCUCGGGCAGCGGUGCCAGCAGCACGGCGACCCCGCGGGUGGCCCGUGGCAAGCGUGGCAGUGGCCGCCCCCCGUAUCGCAUCGUCACCCCGCCCCGCCGGGCCCCCCCCGGGCCGUGACACAGCCGGGGGCGCCACCCGGGUCACCCCCCGCCGUGCCACCCUGGGGAGCAGGACGGGGUCACCCCCUGUCCCCCCUCUUGGUGCUACUGGUGGCACGGCACCGCCCCCGCCCCGCUUCGCCCCCAUCGCCGCUGCUGAGCCCCCGGGAGGGCGAGGGGUGUCCCCAGCCCCACUGGUGUCCCCAGCCCCACUGGUGUCCCCAGCCCCACUGGUGUCCCCAGCCCCAUCGGUGUCCCCCCGCUCCAAGGUGCAGCUCCGAGGGGAUGGAUUCUGGCUCAUCCCAUUCCCACCGGGCACCCCGGGCUGGGGGAGGGGAUUGGGGGGGGGCUGGGGGAGGGGACCCCCCCCCCCGGGUGGGGACCCCGCUGCGCCCCCGCGCUUCGCUGCUUCGUGACCCGCGAGGUUAUUAAAUGUCCCCAAAUCCG